UCUCGCGGGCCGCUGGGAGUGGCGGCUGCGGUGCUCUCCGAGGGCGGGCGGAUCGCUGGCGGAGGGCUGGGGCCGGACGGCGGCUUGUGAGCUGCGGCGCGGAUUGUUUCAGAGACCCAACUGUUGCAUAAAGCAGGGGGCCCUUUUGCAUUGCUCUCAAUGGGGUGGAUGCUCAGUAAAUUGUGCCAGGCUGCCUGAUGUCAUGUGGCCUGUGCUUUGGACCGUGGUGCGUACCUAUGCUCCCUAUGUCACCUUUCCCAUGGCCUUCGUGGUUGGGGCUGUGGGCUACCACCUGGAAUGGUUCAUCCGGGGGAAGGAUCCCCAGCCUGUGGAGGAGGAGAAGAGCAUCUCGGAGCGCCGGGAGGACCGCAAGCUGGACGAGCUGCUAGGCAAGGACCACACCCAGGUCGUGAGCCUUAAGGACAAGCUGGAAUUUGCCCCUAAAGCUGUCCUGAACAGAAACCGCCCGGAGAAGAAUUAAUGGAGGACACAGGGCCCUAUGGGUCCUUCUGUGGGCCACAACUGGUCCUGCCACCAUGUCGACGCAGCAACCAGAACCCACACCUGAUUUGCUUUAUUGCUUCUUCUGGCCCCUCCCGCCCCACACAGCCACACACGUACUGGCUGCUCCGCUAUGGCCAGGCAGACACACUAGUAGCUGAGGAGGGGCCAGUGAAGAGGGAGGCCCGUGAGGGUUUUGGCCUGAAGGCUGCCUCUGCUGGAUGGUGGCCACAGCUGCAAAGGCUUCUGCGCUGCUAGGUGCACCACUGGGAGGAGAGUGAUGAAAUGAACAUUGGCUAUCAGUCCCUGUGGGGAGGCAGUUUGGCCUCAGGUGGGAGUGGCUGGGAUUGGGGUGAUGCGUUUAGGAGGGAUACCUACAUGCCUGGUUCUAGUUUGCACUGGGCAGAGUUCAGAAAUCUCCCUGGCUCCCUUAACUAGCUUGCUGUGUCCUUUGUGUUCAUUCUUCUUGAAAUCCUGUCCUGUCAGCUCAGGAAGGGGAUUCCCCUGGGAAGGAAGGCAGUUUUCUGUUCUUGGGAGCCCACGCUGUUCACCUUGGGGCAGGUGAAUUUGCUUGAAAACAGUCACCGUCUUUCACCCCCACCCCGUCACUGUGUAGUGCAAAACUUGAUUAAAGUGGCAUCUGAGAACCA
Molecule: messenger RNA, 1151 nt
Organism: Kogia breviceps (pygmy sperm whale)
Lineage: Eukaryota; Metazoa; Chordata; Mammalia; Artiodactyla; Physeteridae
Gene: SMIM12
Product: small integral membrane protein 12
Source: RefSeq, a predicted model, not a curated record